This is a messenger RNA of Acanthochromis polyacanthus (spiny chromis), 2199 nucleotides long. RefSeq lists its product as uncharacterized. Lineage: Eukaryota; Metazoa; Chordata; Actinopteri; Pomacentridae. The record is from RefSeq and is a predicted model, not a curated record. The coding region runs from base 142 to 1152 and encodes 336 amino acids. The transcript has 4 exons.
UCUCAGUUUUGAUGUGUCACUGUUCCUCCCUCUAAUUCUAAUAAAAACCUCCUGGUUUAGACAGAAGUCAUCAUGACUCCACUUCUAUCUGAAGAGCAGAAGCCUUCCUCCACCUGAGCAGGUUUGGAAACAACCGUGAAGAUGUACCUGUUUCCUCGGAUGAUGCUGCUGUUGCUGCUGUCGGCUGGAACCAGUCUGGCUGUGGAUACUAACUGGUUGACUGGUAUUGUUGACGGCCUCCGGAAAGAGUACAGGAUACAGACUCAGUUCUGUUUGGCUGCAAACAUCCCAGAGGGUCAGGACCCAAACACACUGAACCAAGUCCUUCGGAACGACCGCUACUCUGACAGUCUUCAGGAAGAACUUGACUCUGACCGACUGUACAAAGGAACCGCUGUGGUUAUAGCUGUACCUGCAGAUGCCCAACAUGCUGAACGUUCAGUCCUACAAAACUUAGAUCCACUGAUGAGGAACGCCCAGGGAAACGUCCUGGUCAUCUACUCCUACCUCUCCCCAUGUGACAAGUGUGCAGGCCUCGGAAACAGAAAGUACAGCAUCAUUCCACUGAUUCAAAACAAAGUCCUGAGACACUGGAAUGACUAUGCCUUUGUGUUUACAACUCUCUUUACCAAUCCAGGUCAAUCAGAGCAAAGUCAAUCUGUUACACGUGGUCCAAAGGAGUUAAAACAAUCCCUGAUUUCUCUGGGCAACUCUGGGUUCGGUCUCAGAAACAUCUUCCGCUGUUACGAACCACAGGGAGAGCUUCAGUGCUACAGCUGCUCGACUGAUAACAGGGUCACGAAUGUUUGCGUUGAUGACAACGCUCAGCCUCAAGAGGGAGGAAGUAGCAGCAGCAGCGAUAGAAGUAGGAGCAGCAGCAGCUACGACAGAGGUAGAAAGAGACGCAGAUACAGGACUCAGAGUGAAAGCAGCAGUGGAAGCGACAGAGGUAGAAACUGGGACAGGAGCAACAGGAGGAGCAGCAGCAGUGGAAGAAGAAGCAGCAGCAGAAGCAGCAGCAGUGGAAGAAGAAGCAGCAGCAGAAGCAGCAGCAGUGGAAGAAGAAGCAGCAGCAGAAGCAGCAGUGGAAGAAGAAGCAGCAGCAGGAGAAGAAGCAGCAGCAGUAGGAGAAGAAGCAGCUGGAGAGGUUAAAAGAUUUCAGGGUCAAGUCAGUCAAAUUUGCAUCGUCCCUGAACUCAACCUGAAUGAGAGAAAAACCUCCUUCAUGCUAAAAAAAACCAAAAAACGCAGCAUUUCCCGCUUCAUUGAGCAAAGCUACAGGCGCAUAAUAUUUAGUGUGAACCUCGAACUUUCCUUACAGGUUCAAAAUGCUUGUUAUCUUUAAGUUAAAUGUCCAGAAUGACACCAUGUGUCUGUUAGAAACUGCAAAAACGAACAGAAAUGUUGGGUUUCCUGAUGGUCUCUGAAAGGGUCAGGCAUGUGUGGCGUGUCGUUACAGCGUCAAGUUUAAAAUUGUGACCUCUCAUCAGAAUCAUUUUAUUCGACAUUUCUAAUUAAAAACUCUCACCGUUUGCACUAAAUUCUAAAAGAUUCUAGAACUAAGAGGUCUGAGCUCCUCUAGUGAACUGCAGACAGUGUUUUUGUAGAGGAGAGAGGGGAUGACAAGAAACUGAAAACUGUCCAAAAUGACUCAAAAAUUGUCACUUUGAACUAAUUUUGAACAGUUUGCAUUGAUUUAGAGAAUCCUUGAGUCGGUUUGGACAGAGUUUUGAGUAAUUUUUUCAACGCUUUGGGCAAAUUUUGAGUCAUUCUGGACAGUUUACUGUCACCAUGGUCAAAUUGCAAAUCUUUCUGAACACCUUCAGAUUGAAGGAAAAUCAAACCUAAAGGAUCGAUAAAUAAAUGCAGCAGGACGCAGAAACAGUGAACAGAGGAGCAAGUUGAUGAAGAUACAUUCAGCACGGUGAAACAUCUUUCUACAGAUGAUGUAAAAAGUAGAGAAAAUGUUUGUAAUCAUUUGUGGCAUUCUGAGAUUUAAGAGUUUUCUCCUUCAUGCUUCUAUAGAGGUACAGGAUUUUAUAAAAAUGUGACCGAAGUAGAAUAAAAACACCCUGAACUUGCUGUUUGAAGCUCAGAAGAUGAAAGUAAAAUUCUGUAGACAUUAAGUCAUGUUGUGUUUCUGUAAAUGAAUCUUUAGCUGCUUUGUUCUUCUGAAUAAAACUCAGCUUCAGCAUCAAA